Molecule: messenger RNA, 324 nt
Organism: Dicrocoelium dendriticum
Lineage: Eukaryota; Metazoa; Platyhelminthes; Trematoda; Plagiorchiida; Dicrocoeliidae
Source: the annotation of a GenBank genome assembly
AUGGAGAUUGCAUUUACAGGACUUGACUUGGAAGGUGUGGAGCUACUCCCAGGAGAACGACUUCUCGACUUGGAGUAUGCGGACGACAUUGCCCUCAUCUGUGACAGCUCCCAGACGUGCCAAGCCGCGCUGGACAGAUUAGCACUGGCUGUCAGCCGCUUCGGGUUUUGCUUUGCACCAUCGAAAUGCAAAGCGUUCCUCCAAUAUUGGCAGGGAUCGCCUCCUGCGCUGACCCUUGGUGGGAAUCAGCAGAAGUCGUUCGGAAAUUCAACUAUCUGGGAAGUUGUAUCAGCGCCCUUGGGAUCGAAGACGAGAUCACGAACC